UAUCCGCUUCCAGCAGAGGGCACUGUUUUAGCUUUCAUUUGAGUUUUUGCACUGUACUGGUUACAGUAAUUGAUAGAUGAUACAGAGCAGCGAUUUGUGGGAAACUCAGUUUGACCUUCAAUCUCACCAACUUUCAUCAUCAGGCUUGUGUAACGUUUGUGUCUCUACGUGUGUUUGUGUGUGAGCAAUCGUGUGAUCCAGGAAAUGACCAUAAAUGGUAAGAAGGGUAAUGAGUCACUGGGGACAUUCAUCAUGCAGCUUCAGGAGAAACCUGGCCCAGGUGGAUUUAGGGGUCGGGCUUGGUUAAUUGUUAGUGUGCUGGCAGUUAACGUCUUGCUCAGAGGCCUUCGUGUGAGCGUGUUUGAGGGCUGACAAACAGGUUUCGGGCCCUGACUCAAGAGAGGCGUUUUCUUGGUUGGCCCCGCCUCUUUGAGCGAGGCCAUAUGUAGCCGCUCUUCUCCCGGUCCUCCCCCAUUGAGAAAGUCACUUGGCUCCUCACGCGACAUCACAAGAAACAGUCGAAGAAGCAAAAAAAAGAGCAGACGUCGGCCAUGGUGUCCGCGGGUUUCCAGAUCCUGGGCGCCGCCCUAGGACUGAUCGGUUGGAUCGGUGCCAUCGUGGUGUGCGCGCUGCCCAUGUGGCGCGUGACGGCCUUCAUCGGAAGCAACAUUGUGACGGCGCAGACGUCAUGGGAGGGCGUCUGGAUGAGCUGCGUGGUGCAGAGCACGGGGCAGAUGCAGUGCAAGGUCUACGACUCCAUGCUGGCCCUCAGCUCCGACCUCCAGGCGGCGCGGGCCCUGCUGAUCAUCGCCAUCAUGGUGGGCAUCCUGGCCAUCCUGCUGUCGGUGGCGGGUGGCAAGUGCACCAACUGCGUGAAGGACCCGGCAGCCAAGGUCAAGGUGGGCUUGGCGGGCGGAGUGGUCUUCAUCGUGGCCGGCGUGCUGCUGCUGAUCCCCGUGUGCUGGACGGCGCACACGGUGGUGCGCGACUUCAACAACCCGCUGGUGGCCAGCGCCCAGAAGCGAGAGCUGGGCGCCAUGACGUCCGUGGGCCUGCAACUGUUGGGCGCGUUCCUGGUGAUUGUGGGCUUCUUAGGUGCCAUCUUGACGUGCGCGCUUCCCAUGUGGCGCGUGUCCGCCUUCAUCGGCAGUAACAUCGUGACGGCGCAGGUGUUCUGGGAAGGUUUAUGGAUGAACUGUGUCAAGCAGAGCACCGGACAGAUGCAGUGCAAGGUCUACGACUCUAUGCUGGCGCUGCCCAGCGAUCUGCAAGCAGCGCGCGCCUUGGUGGUGAUCGCCAUCUUGGUGGUGGUCGUGGGACUUCUGCUGGUCGGCGUCGGCGGUAAAUGCACGAACUGCCUGGAGGAGGAAGCAGCCAAGACUCGUGUGGCGGCGGCGGCUGGUGUGCUGUGCGUGCUGGGCGGAGUCUUGCUGAUUAUCCCCGUGUCUUGGUCGGCGCACGUGGUGAUCCGCAACUUCUACAACCCGUUGCUGGGCGACGCGCAGAGGCGGGAGCUGGGUGCCUCGCUCUUCAUCGGCUGGGGAGCCGCUGGCCUGCUGUUCAUCGGAGGGUCGCUUUUCUUGGGAAAGUGCGCCUCCCGCCGGGACGGCAGAUACUCCGUCAAAUACUCUGCGCCCCGCUCUGCCCCUGGUGGGGGCGCUUACGUCUGACCCCUGCGUACGGAC
Messenger RNA from Syngnathus typhle (broad-nosed pipefish), 1685 nucleotides. RefSeq names its product claudin-like protein ZF-A89. The transcript has 2 exons. Gene Ontology annotation, molecular function: structural molecule activity. Gene Ontology annotation, cellular component: plasma membrane; bicellular tight junction. The record is from RefSeq and is a predicted model, not a curated record. Gene Ontology annotation, biological process: cell adhesion; bicellular tight junction assembly. Lineage: Eukaryota; Metazoa; Chordata; Actinopteri; Syngnathiformes; Syngnathidae. The coding region runs from base 552 to 1670 and encodes 372 amino acids.